AUGGCUUCAAAUUAUGAUUUUUUGAGGAGAGUAUUUUUCAGACCAUCAGCGAAGAUGAACAAAAAAUUUGUUUACUGGUUGAUGCAGGAGGGAUUACUGCGAAAACGCAUGUAUUGCCCAUCAUGCCAUCACAUCAUGGAAUUUAAGGACUUCUACAACGGAAAGGAAGCAGCAUCGGUGUGUCGGGAUAAAUGCCACAGGAAAUCCCAUAGCAAGAGCAUCCGAAGUGGCUCAAUAUUUUCCAAGUCUCACCUGAGCCUCCAGACAUGGAUGCAUUUCAUUUACAGAUUUUCACAAGGACUCAGGUUGCGGCAAGUAGACAUGUUACAGGAAGGCAUUACUGGAAGCUCCUCCACACUGACUAAACUUGCUUAUCGUCUACGUGGAGUCUGCAAAUCUGCAGUUAAAAGAAUGAAGAGAAGAGGUGACCUGAAAAUUGGAAAUGGACAAGAAAUUGUUUUGAUUGAUGAGAGCAAAUUUGGCCACAAAAGAAAGUACAACCGAGGAAGACAGAGCAACAGGGGGUCAUGGGUGUUUGGAAUGCUUGGGGUCAAAGAACAGAGAAGAAGACCAAUUCUGAGAGUUGUUAGACAGCGUUCAGCUCAACACCUUAUGCCAAUUCUCCAGAAGCAUGUUACACAGGGAAGCACUGUUAUCUCAGAUGGGUGGAGAGCCUAUAGCCGUCUGAGAGAUGCUGGAUAUAACCAUCUAACUGUGAACCAUAAAGAGGUUUUUGUUGAUCCCCGGACAGGUGCCCACACACAAAACAUUGAGAGAUUAUGGGGGGUCUGCAAGGCAACAUUGUGGAGAUUUAGGGGGAACCGCACAGAAAGCAUGCUCAAAGACCACUUAAAAGUAAUUGAGUGGACAUAUUGGCGUGGUGACAGACAUAAAAAAGGCCCCCUGGGUAUGAUUUUGCAUGACAUUAGAAGAAAGUAUCCUGUGUGAAAAUGCCAAUGUUUAAUUAAUUCUAUGACAAUUAUCAUUAGUGUAAAAACAUUUGUCCAUAAAUUGUUUGGCAAUUGAUUGUAAUAUUUUGGGAUGUCUCUCACCUGCAGUUGGUUCUUUUGUUGAAACUUGAAACAAUAAAGAACAAGUUAUUUACUGCAAUAUUUAUUGUCUCUUCUGUUAUUGGAAAACAAUAAAUGUUUACUUUAGAAUAGGGAACAUACUCUUAAGUAAUACUGCCUUAAUAAGCAUAUAUUAGUGAGAAAUAUGCUUAUUACCCAUUAAUAUACUCAGGGAAUAGUUGAGUUAUAAAUAGUUUGUUAGUGUAGUACAACUUCUAAAAAACUGCUUCUGUGUAACAUGAAAGUACUUUUUCUGCUCAUUUAAAUGUUUGUUUUGAAAUGCCCAUUCUAUAUUUAUUUCACACUUAUAAGCUACAAACUCAAACAGUGUACUAAGAACCUAUAAAGUGUGUAUUUUUCACAAUACAAGCUAUUAGUAUCUUUUGUUUUUAGUUAAUAAGUUCAUUGUUAGGACAAAAUCAAGUGUUAAGGGGCUAUAAGACAA
This is a messenger RNA of Misgurnus anguillicaudatus (oriental weatherfish), 1515 nucleotides long. Lineage: Eukaryota; Metazoa; Chordata; Actinopteri; Cypriniformes; Cobitidae. The record is from RefSeq and is a predicted model, not a curated record.